CGAUAAUUCCGCGAACGCUCUGGAAGCCGGCAAAUUUCGCAUUCUUUUGUUUAUAAUUGUUUAAAUUACGUAGAUAAGUGUCAUAAAUGUAAAGUGUGUUGUAGUGUUUUUUUUAGUGUGUUGUUCGUGACGUAUUGUGUGUGAAAAGAGACUAACAGCUGGACAGCUGACGUACUUUUCCUAACCAUAGCUGUCUCCGAGAGUGGCUUCUUCUAUUGCGGCGUCCACGAAAGACUGGUUAAUUACAUUAGCAAAACGGUUCUGUUUUGCAUUUCGAUUUGGAAACCUUUCCGGCAUCUUGCAGUUGACAUUCUCAGGGUUUCCCCAUGCGUCCAAAGGAGCAUCCCGAUCUAAUAUUUGAUACGAUACCCAAGCUCUACGAGAGCACCACAAAGGUGUUUCUGACGAGUCUCAGCCAGGUGCCUGAGCAGCUGAAGCCGCCGCCGCAGAAGUUCUGCCGAAUGUACACAACCCGGCCACUGGCCGAUCAGCUGUUGCUCCACUUGGAAUGGAAGGGGGCCAACAUUUCCGAGCAGGACUUUCAUAUUGUGGAGGAUGGCAAACCCUUUCAGCUGCGCCUCAGCGAUGGCAGGCGGCUGGAGGCCAUGCUCUGUGCGGGGACUUCGCUGGGCAACAGUCUGGUGCUGCUCAUUCGGAAGCUGCAGGGCGGCAAGCUGCUGUACUUUUACUCGGCAGUGCAGCAGGACGAUCUGUGUCAGGUGAUAGCCAAUCCCGUGUUCCACUCAUGGAUAGCGCAGGGCACGGAGCUGCUGUACCUCAACCUCAGCGGUGCCCAUCGGCCGCUUGUCCAUGUGGACUACGAUGAAGUGGCGGCGGACAUCAACAAGUUUCACAGGGAAAAGAACUGCGUGGUGCGCCUGAAGCUGCCCCACUGCGGGUACGAGCCUCUGGUGCGGCGACUGGGCCACACUCUGCUCUACGGCCACAUUCGACUGAUGGGGCAAUAUGCCAACAGCUACGCGGCACUCAGCAGCGACCUGCGGCGCUUCGAGGAGCCCGACUACAUGGUCAAGGUGCACAUUUUCGCCUCCGACGAUUUUACCGUUCUGACCACUCAGUCCGAGCGCUUUGCUCUCCUGCCACUCGACUUGCUGAAGUGGUCGCCGCAGCCCACGCGCAUGAAUCUCAUACAACUGUGCAGUCUGCUGCGGCCACAGCACAUCCAAGGCAUUGUUCCCUACCACGCGACGGGCAAUGUGCCACCACCGCCGGAGUAUUUGCAACGCUUCAGGGCAUCCUACUCGCCGCAGAAGCCCAAUGCUCCGAUGCGAGGCCCAGCGGCGGCACGGAAACAGGCUGCCAAGAAGGUUGAUCGUGUCAUUCGGAAGAAAGGUUUCGAUUUCUUGAGCGAUGACGAUGACGCCGAUACGACCGACUAGGAGUAGAUGGGCGAGUAAAGAUUUUCUGUUUACUAAAACAUCUUUUAAAGCAUUUAUUUAUUAUUAUUAUUAAACUAAGCUUACAUCUCCUUUGGGCACACUCUCAGCGCCACUCUGCACUCGUUCGUUCUUCAGUUCUUCAGCCUGCUGAAACUUGUCCUAAAAUUAAUAAACAUCUAAGUGCUUGCUCGUUGCGCACUACUCACGAUUUGAAUGUACAUUUAUCCAUCAUUUAUUCAUGCAUUUAAUAUGUGAUACCACUGCCUUUGCCAUUGGCUGCAAGUUUGCGUAAAAAAGGUUGUUAAAAUGAUUAUGAAAUGCCUGUUGGCAUGCAGACGUAGACGUACAUCAGAGUGCUCCAUCCCAGUUCCCCUUUCAGUUCCAGGGACAAAUGACCACUUAUCAACGUGUAAUGAAAUAUGGUGCAUCUGCUACCAUAAAAGACAGCCAUCCUGUAUCCCUGUAUAGUUGGCGCCUUUUGUCCGUGUCCGUGUCCUGUCCGUGUCCUUGUCCGUGUGUUCGGCUUCCGGUCAAGCUUUUGUCGUGUGUGCUUUGGCAUCUCAUAUGAAUUAUGAUGAUGGGGAGGACCCAGAUCCCAGACUGUCCUCUGUUCUCUUCUGUUGGGGAGCUCAUUUAUUACAUUUUGGCUUUUUGACAGAUUGCUAAGCGUAGUAACCGUUUCCGCACUAAUUUCCGUGUCCUGCAACUAUUCGUUGUCUGGUUUUUGGGCACGACUGAAGCUGCUGGCCCAUCUCCACCAUUAAAAGCCAAAGCAAAUUACUCAUCACAUCAACGGCCAGGUCCCCAGCAUUUGCUUUUUAUUAUGUAUGCCAUGUAGAGGGAUUUUAAUAAAUCGUUUGCCUUCAUCUACGAGUGUCCAUUCAUCUUUCGUUUGCUCUUCCCUUUCCAUUGCUUGUCGACUCUCUCUUGGCUUUUAUUAGUUUGUCAAUAAAGUGCCAAAAGACCUUGAUUAUGAUCGCCAUAUAUUGCCAUCCGUCUGAGCUCUCCAGAUGAUGGCCUCCAGGCUACGAAUAUUUACGAGUUUGUCCAGCUUGCCAAUUCCCAUAUCAUUUGCCAGAUAUGAGAUUACUCAUGUCCUUCCGUUCGCCAUCCUUCUUAACCUUUUUGCACCAAAGACACACCAGACCAUCGUCUUCUGUGUCAUCUGCUGUGCUGUGACACAAGUUUAUCAGUUUUCAGAGAUGAGUAAAGUUGCUGGGCCUGUACUGAGCAAACAAAGCCUGAAGCAAAUACUUUUCAUGUUAGCAAACCUUUGCACAAAGUUGAUAAAAAUGUAGCUAAAGAAGUUGCCAAAUAAAAGCAGAAUCGGAUAGAAAUUUCACGAAUUUAUUGUGCUUAGAAUUAUUUUAUUUGAAAGGAAAUAAGUAGAGUUUAUUAAUUGAGAGUUCAUAUUUAUAAAUGCAUAGAACAAAGUCCCACAUAAUCAGGAAAAUGAUCAUAAAACCUCCAUGAUAGAGUAUGUUUAUCUUUAGGGUAUAAUUUUCAAUAUUUUAUCUCAUCCAUUUCUAAAGCCCUUACAUAGCUUAUUGCUCUGUGACUUCUUCACCAUCGUGUGCCCGUGCGCAUCUCUAACUCAAGUAAGCAAACAUCUGAAAAUAUUUGUGGCAGAUUUGUGUUGCAAGCACAUGUACAUAUACAACCCCCAAAUACUGCAGGGUGUGGGUGACAAGUUUCUUACAUUUGUGUGCAUGUUUCAAGAGCCACUUACAUACCUGUACCUGUACCUGUAGCUCCCUUGUUCACCCAUCGAAAGAUUUUGUGUCCUCUGUGUGCACUUUGUAAUGAAUUUUUAAUGCAGUUUCUGCUGCCCCUGAACAUUGCACACACACAGAACACUCAGCGGAGGAGUUGGGUCUGAGGCAUGUUCCCGCCUAAUGAAAUUAACCUUUUCUUUCCCUUUCACUUGGGCGAAAAACAGAAAUAAGUAGAUGCGCUUUAUUUGUAAUUGAAUUACUUUUAAGUGGCUUUCGAGUGGCGAAUAGUUAAGCAGGACACAAUUUAAUUAAAAACCUAUGAAAACAGAGUUGAGAUGAGAUGAUU
Drosophila guanche is the source of this 3461-nucleotide messenger RNA. RefSeq lists its product as uncharacterized. The transcript has 3 exons. NCBI's taxonomy places the organism in Eukaryota, Metazoa, Arthropoda, Insecta, Diptera, Drosophilidae. Gene Ontology annotation, molecular function: protein binding. The coding region runs from base 327 to 1400 and encodes 357 amino acids. The record is from RefSeq and is a predicted model, not a curated record.